Setaria italica (foxtail millet) is the source of this 1272-nucleotide messenger RNA. RefSeq names its product CBS domain-containing protein CBSX5. The record is from RefSeq and is a predicted model, not a curated record. Lineage: Eukaryota; Viridiplantae; Streptophyta; Magnoliopsida; Poales; Poaceae. The transcript is spliced from 2 exons. Bases 125 to 1024 code for a protein of 299 amino acids.
UCCAUCCACCGCUUUUGGCUUACACACGUCUCCCCGCCGCCGCCGCUGUGGGCUGUGGGGUACCGUACCAGAGCGGCAGCCGAACGAGCUCGCCGCAGCUGCUCGUGCGAUCGGCGGUGCACGCAUGGCGGCGACGCUGCUACAGGCGCACGACGUGUCGGACCUCUGCAUCGGCAAGCCGGCGCUGCGGUGGCUGCCGCCGUCCUCCACCGUCGCGGACGCCGCCGCCGAGCUCGAGGGCGCGGAGGCCAUCGCGGUCUGGGACGGCGAGGAGGGGUCGGACGUGGCCGGCCGGGUGUGCAUGGCCGACGUGCUGCUCUUCCUCUGCGCCGGCGCCAACCUCGCCUCCCCGGCCGCCGCGCUCCAGGCCACCCUCUCCGACCUGCUCGCGGCCGCCGCGCCGCCGCCCGUCCGCCGCAUCGAGCCCGACGCGAGUGUGCUGGAGGCAGUGGACUCGCUCUUGGGCGGCGCGCACAGCCUCGUGGUGCCGAUUCGGGAGCGGUGGCGGCGCGCCGGCCGCGCCGAGCUGUGCUGGCUCACGCUGGAGGACGUGGUGCGCUUCUUCCUGAGCUCCAUCGGCCUCUUCUCCCCGACCGCCUCCCGCUCCGUCUCCGACCUCGGCGUCGUCCGCCCGGCCGCCAACCUCGCCGUCGCCGCCGGGGACAGCGCGCUCUCCGCCCUGCCGCUCCUCUCCCGACAGCCCACAUCGCCGUCCGCUCUCUGCUCCAGCGACGAAGACAACGACGGCAAGAGGUGCGUGGCGUCGCCGUGCGCGAGGCGAGGCAAGCGCGGCCCGUUCUCGUCGCGCGCCAUGGGGUGGCGGCCGGCGGCGGAGGCGAUCGUGUGCCGCAGGGGUAGCUCGCUGGUGGCGGUGAUGGUGCAGGCGAUGGCGCACCGCGCGACGCACGUGUGGGUGGUGGACGAGGAGGGGGAGGAGCGCGAGCUUGUGCUGGUGGGCGUCGUCGGCCUGCUCGACGUGCUGCGUGUGCUCAGGCACCACCUGCACCAGCCGCCUCCCAUCUAGCGACCAACUAGAUUUGCCAGAUGAAUCAGGGGGUGGAUCUGUAGCAAUUUUGCAAGUCAGAGAGUGUACAUGGAUGGCGAUUUGCUUUGCUGUAUAAAUCCGUGAAGUCAGAGAGUGAUGGCAUGUCUGAGACACGAGCAGAAUUCCCAGUUCCGAUGCUUGGUUUCAUUCAUCUCGGGUGGCCCCGAAACUUAACGUGUUUCUUUGGCGGCACACCUAGUACUGUAUGUGUAUAUGGUUCGGUUCCA